Alligator sinensis (Chinese alligator) is the source of this 2637-nucleotide messenger RNA. RefSeq names its product dynein cytoplasmic 1 intermediate chain 2 (gene DYNC1I2). Gene Ontology annotation, cellular component: cytoplasmic dynein complex. The record is from RefSeq and is a predicted model, not a curated record. The transcript has 16 exons. Bases 44 to 1933 code for a protein of 629 amino acids. Gene Ontology annotation, molecular function: dynein heavy chain binding; dynein light chain binding. Gene Ontology annotation, biological process: transport along microtubule. Lineage: Eukaryota; Metazoa; Chordata; Crocodylia; Alligatoridae.
ACUUGUUUGACUGAUUGCUUCUCUGUUGCUCAGAGUUGCAGCCAUGUCUGACAAAAGUGAAUUGAAAGCAGAGUUGGAGCGCAAGAAACAACGCUUGGCUCAAAUCAGGGAGGAGAAAAAGAGAAAAGAGGAAGAAAGAAAGAAAAAAGAAACUGACCAGAAAAAAGAAGUUCUUCCUGUACAAGAAGAAUCUGACCUUGAAAAGAAGAGAAGAGAAGCUGAAGCAUUGCUUCAAAGCAUGGGGCUAACACCAGAGUCUCCUAUAGUCCCUCCUCCUAUGUCUCCAUCUUCCAAAUCUGUGAGUACUCCAAGUGAGGCUGGAAGCCAAGACUCUGGUGACGGUGCUGUUGGAUCCAGGACGCUGCAUUGGGAUACUGAUCCAUCAGUUCUUCAGCUUCACUCUGAUUCCGAUCUGGGACGUGGACCUGUUAAACUUGGAAUGGCAAAAAUUACACAAGUAGAUUUUCCUCCUCGAGAAAUUGUUACAUAUACAAAGGAGACUCAAACACCGGUUAUGACUCAACCUAAGGAAGAUGAGGAAGAGGAAGAUGAUGUUGUGAUACCAAAACCAUCAAUUGAACCCGAAGAAGAAAAAACACUGAAAAAAGAGGAAGAGGAGGAAGUUGCACCUCAUGAACUUACAGAAGAAGAAAAACAACAAAUUUUGCACUCUGAAGAAUUUUUAAGUUUUUUUGACCAUUCUACAAGGAUUGUAGAAAGAGCUCUUUCUGAGCAGAUUAACAUUUUCUUUGACUACAGUGGAAGAGACUUGGAAGACAAAGAAGGAGAGAUUCAAGCAGGUGCAAAACUGUCCUUAAAUAGGCAGUUUUUUGAUGAACGCUGGUCAAAGCAUCGUGUUGUUAGUUGUUUGGACUGGUCAUCUCAGUACCCAGAGUUGCUUGUAGCCUCUUAUAACAACAACGAAGAUGCCCCUCAUGAGCCUGAUGGGGUGGCUCUUGUUUGGAAUAUGAAAUACAAAAAAACUACCCCGGAGUACGUCUUUCACUGCCAGUCUGCAGUGAUGUCUGCUACAUUUGCAAAAUUUCACCCAAAUCUGGUGGUUGGUGGCACAUAUUCAGGACAAAUUGUGCUAUGGGAUAAUCGCAGCAAUAAGAGAACCCCAGUACAAAGAACUCCGCUUUCAGCUGCUGCUCACACGCAUCCUGUAUACUGCGUAAAUGUGGUUGGGACUCAGAAUGCUCACAACCUGAUUAGCAUCUCAACUGAUGGAAAGAUAUGCUCGUGGAGUCUGGAUAUGCUUUCCCAGCCGCAGGAUAGCAUGGAGUUAAUUCAUAAGCAGUCCAAAGCUGUAGCUGUCACUUGCAUGUCCUUCCCUGUUGGAGAUGUCAACAACUUUGUUGUUGGAAGUGAAGAAGGCUCCGUGUACACAGCAUGCCGCCAUGGCAGCAAAGCUGGAAUCAGUGAGAUGUUUGAAGGACACCAAGGACCAAUCACAGGCAUCCAUUGCCAUACAGCGGUUGGACCUGUUGACUUCUCUCAUCUCUUUGUCACCUCAUCUUUUGACUGGACAGUAAAGCUUUGGACAACUAAGAAUAAUAAGCCUCUCUACUCAUUUGAGGACAACUCAGACUAUGUGUAUGAUGUUAUGUGGUCUCCUACUCACCCUGCCCUGUUUGCUUGUGUGGAUGGAAUGGGGAGGCUUGAUCUGUGGAAUCUCAACAAUGAUACUGAGGUGCCAACUGCAAGCAUUACUGUGGAGGGGAAUCCUGCUCUUAAUCGUGUUAGAUGGACACAUUCUGGGCGAGAGAUUGCUGUUGGUGAUUCAGAAGGACAGAUAGUCAUAUAUGAUGUGGGAGAGCAAAUUGCUGUCCCUCGCAGCGAUGAAUGGACUCGUUUUGGUCGGACAUUAGCAGAAAUAAAUGCAAAUAGAGCUGAUGCAGAGGAAGAAGCUGCAACUCGCAUACCUGCAUAAGUCUUUCAAAACAGGCAGCACCCGUGGAUUUGGGAAUGAUUAUAGGUGUUAAGACUAAAGUUGUGCUUGUCCAAAUGAUGAUGACCUUGGGAGGGAGAUGUGGACUAAACUGUGGAUGUUGAAAAUGUAUCAAGAUCACUGAAAAGUAAAUCUUGCAAUGUCACUUUUUUAUACAUAAUUACAAGCACACUCUUGGAUUUGUAACUUUUAAUAGAGUUGACCUCAACUUUGCAAGGGUGUACUUUGCUGAAACACUAACACAGGUGUUAGACUGUUUGAAUUUUCCAAGUUUACACCAGUAUAACUAAAUCUGGAAAGUAGACCACCUGAGUUCUAUGUCUAAAUCAGACCUCCUGUAUGACACUGGCUAAUACUCAUUCACUAGUUUAAUCUCUGAAGGAUUAUAAUUGUUAGGCAAUUAGAACUACCCAUGGAAAUGCAUGCAUUUGUUCAAAGUAACCUUUUAUCCUAUUUCUUUCUUACAUAUAAUGGGCUCCAGGCUCCGGUAGUGGGUUAUAUAAAUGAAUGAAAGACUUCAUCUGUAAUCACUUAGACUUAUUUGACAAUAGAGCUUGUCUUUAUAGAGUACUACAUACAUAAUACUGUGUCUGGGGCUCUUCUGUUUGUUUUUUGUUUUGAAUAAGUGCAGUAAAGGGGAAAUGGCUUUAUAAAUAAAUGCUACCUGAGCUUUUAUCCUCAGCUCA